Microthlaspi erraticum is the source of this 2559-nucleotide messenger RNA. NCBI's taxonomy places the organism in Eukaryota, Viridiplantae, Streptophyta, Magnoliopsida, Brassicales, Brassicaceae. The record is from the annotation of a GenBank genome assembly.
AUGGAUAUUCAUUUGAUCGACGAGGUUUCGCCAAUGGUGAAUCACGGCAUGGAAGAUCAUGUAGACGCCGAACCUAGAGAUUGCAGUGUAUCGAAUCACAUCGAGAACUCACUGGUGGGAUCUCAAGACGAAUCCGGAAUCGCAGAGCCAUGUGUAGGCAUGGAGUUCAAUUCAGAGAAAGACGCUAAAUCGUUCUACGAUGAGUACUCUAGGCAGCUCGCGUUUACUUCCAAGCCAGUCCCGAAAUCCGAUGGCUCCGUUCGUGAGUUCGUGUGCACUAGUAGUAGUCAUAGCAAAAGAUCUAAACGAAGACCUGUGGAGAGCUGUGAUGCAAUGGUGAGGAUAGAGAUGAAUAAUGGUAACGGUAAAUGGAUUGUGACGAAGUUUGUCAAAGAGCAUAACCAUGGAUUAGCGAGUCCCAAUACGCUCCACUGUCUUCGUCCUCGUAGGCAUUUCGCCAAUUCCGAGAGCGUGAAUGUGGUGCCUAGUGGUAUGAUGUAUGUUUCCAUGGAUGGGAAUCGUGUAGAGUCUAAUGGUAGAGGAGCUAGAGGUUCGUCUAAUGGAAACACGAAGAGAACGCUCGGGCGUGAUGCGCAUAAUCUGCUGGAGUAUUUCAAGAGGAUGCAGGCGGAGAAUCCUGGUUUCUUCUACGCGAUUCAGCUUGAUGAUGAUAAUCAGUUGACGAAUGUGUUUUGGGCGGAUUCGAGGUCGAGGAUUGCUUAUUCCCAUUUUGGCGAUACGGUGACUCUAGAUACAAGGUACAGGUCGAAUCAGUAUCGUGUUCCUUUUGCUCCGUUUACUGGUGUGAAUCAUCAUGGUCAGAGUAUUUUAUUUGGCUGUGCAUUGGUUUUGGAUGAGUCAGAUGCGUCGUUUAUCUGGCUGUUCAAGACUUUUCUGACGGCGAUGAGAGAUCAGCCGCCGGUUUCUUUAGUGACUGAUCAAGAUAGAGCUAUACAGAUUGCUGUUGCUCAGGUGUUUCCAGGUGCUCGUCACUGUAUAAACAAGUGGGAUGUGUUGAGGGAAGGUCAGGAAAAGCUGGCUCAUGUGUGUCUUUCGUAUCCUAGCUUUCAGGUGGAGCUGUAUAACUGUAUCAACUUCACCGAGGCGAUAGAUGAGUUUGAGUCGUCCUGGAGUUUGAUUAUUGAUAGGUACGACUUGGGAAGACAUGAAUGGCUUAGCUCUUUGUAUAAUGCUCGAGCUCAGUGGGUGCCUGUUUACUUCCGGGACUCGUUCUUCGCUGCGGUGUUUCCUAGCCAAGGCUAUCCUGGCUCGUUUUUCGAUGGGUAUGUGAAUCAGCAGACGACUCUUCCGAUGUUCUUUAGGCUUUACGAGAGGGCUAUGGAGAGCUGGUUUGAGAUGGAGAUUGAAGCGGAUCUCGACACUGCCAACACGCCUCCAGUGUUGAAAACUCCAUCGCCGAUGGAGAAUCAGGCUGCAAAUCUCUUUACGCGGAGGAUCUUUGCAAAGUUUCAGGAAGAGCUGGUGGAGACAUUCGCUUACACUGCAAACAGGAUUGAUGAUAGUGAUACCGCCAGCACGUUUAGGGUUGCGAAAUUUGAAAACGACGACAAAGCUUAUAUAGUGACGUUUUGCUACCCUGAGAUGAGAGCAAACUGCAGCUGCCAAAUGUUUGAGCAUUCCGGGAUACUCUGCCGGCAUGUUUUGACGGUGUUUACCGUCACGAAUAUACUCACUUUGCCACCGCAUUAUAUCCUGAGGCGGUGGACGAAAGAUGCCAAGAGCGAUGUAGGGUUGGAUGAGCUUGUCGGUGAAAACGGCCACGAGAGCUUGAGUCACCGUUAUAAUCAUUUAUGUCGUGAGGCCAUCAAGUAUGCUGAGGAAGGAGCAAUUACAAGUGAAACUUAUAAUACUGCUAUAGGGGCACUCAGAGAAAGUGGCAAGAAGGUUUCUAUUGUCAGGAGAAAUGUAGGUAGAGCCGCACCUCCUAGCUCACUCGGUGGUGGAAUUGGUAGUGAUGACAGGACCUCGCUAUCAUCUGCUGACUCAACCCCGUUGCUGUGGCCGCGUCAGGAUGAAAUGAUACGCAGAUUUAAUCUUAACGAUGGUGUGGCCAGAGGUCAAUCUGUUGCUGAUCUGAAUCUCCCGCGUAUGGCGCCAGUGUCUCUUCACCGAGAUGAUGGCGCUCCUGAGAAUAUGGUAGCUCUUCCUUGUCUUAAGUCAAUGACUUGGGUGAUGGAGAGUAAGAAUACAAUGCCCGGUGGUAAAGUUGCAGUUAUCAAUUUAAAGUUGCACGAUUACAGAAAGUUUCCAUCAGCAGAUAUGGAGGUCAAAUUUCAGCUGUCUAGCGUCACGCUUGAACCUAUGUUAAGGUCUAUGGCUUACAUUAGCGAGCAACUCUCAGCUCCAGCGAAUAGAGUAGCUGUCAUCAAUCUGAAGCUUCAAGACACGGAGACAACAACAGGAGAAUCAGAGGUCAAAUUUCAGGUGUCCAGGGAUACACUAGGUGCCAUGUUGAGAUCAAUGGCUUAUAUCCGUGAGCAGCUCUCUAUUGUUGGAGAGGUUCAGAUAGAACCACAAUCGAAGAAGCAACGCAGGUGA